Aspergillus heteromorphus CBS 117.55 is the source of this 2021-nucleotide messenger RNA. Its product is annotated as putative UV radiation resistance protein (UVRAG). Gene Ontology annotation, biological process: SNARE complex assembly. The record is from RefSeq and is a predicted model, not a curated record. The transcript has 3 exons. NCBI's taxonomy places the organism in Eukaryota, Fungi, Ascomycota, Eurotiomycetes, Eurotiales, Aspergillaceae. Bases 204 to 2021 code for a protein of 605 amino acids. Gene Ontology annotation, cellular component: endosome; lytic vacuole. Gene Ontology annotation, molecular function: SNARE binding.
GGCCACUACUCUCUAUUUACUACAUCCUACUGCCUCCCCCCCCACAUCAUCUCUCCACAACCCUCGAGGUCCUUGCUGGACUGCUCGUCCCCGGGUUGCAAUCGUCAAUUGUCGAAUUGGUCCCCUCUUUCUCCCCUCGUCCAUCUCCCUAGGAUGACCCGAAUACACCGCGCCCUCCACUGCGACAGCUAAGCUUCCCUGCCAUGUCGCUGACGGCCACCACCAUCACCACCACCACCACCACAGCCGUGGUUGGCCUGGAGUCCGACGAUGCUGGACGUCGUCGCGACAGACCAGGCCUGUUUCUACCGAACCGCAAGCUGCGUCAUUUGCAGGCGAUCUCCGUUCGUAACCUCGUCGUCGCCCCUCCCAGUCGACCUCGCGGGAAGACCAUCGACGACGACGACGCCCCCAACGCUCUGCAAUCCGCCUCCAAGGCCCUCACCCAAGAUGCCACCCGAUCCCUGCACCAGUCCCGAUCCUUUACCAACCUCAAGUCCGCCGCCGCCGCCGCCGCCGCCGACGCCCACCCCGACCCCGAGCAACCACCUCCUCCGUUGCGGUCCUGGCAGCGAAGAAACACCCUGCCGUGGAACGGACCCAAUCCGCAAGCGAGACAGGUGAAAUUGGAGGAGAUCACGAGCAGUCGCAUGGCCGACACGUGGGUGUCGAUCCAUUGCGACGGCAUCCCGGAGCCGGUCUACGUGAGCGAGGUCGUGGAUCAGGCCACGAACCCCAGCUUCCGCUCCUUCGAUCUGAACAUGUGCGGCCCGGCCGUGUCGCGCCUGGACCGCGCCACGGUGAAGCUGUGGGCGAAGACCGCCGCCAUGGACCAGUACUUGCCGCUGGUCGACCUGCACCUGUGUCUGCAGUCGCUGCAGUUCCUGGGCAAGUCGUUGGACAACUUCCACCAACCCCUGCCGUCGAAUUCCAUCCUCUUCCAUUUCCCUGACGGGGUCUACACGAACCUGACCGAUCUCCCGCCCGUCGUGGCGCCGGUACCGACCACGCAUACGAAAGCGGCGGAGGGCGCCGCGUUGCUGCCCACUUCCUCCUACGACGCCCUGAUGCGCCUGGCGAACCUGGAUGAGUGCAUCCAGGACGCCCUCACGACGCGCGAUAAACUGGAGUCGCAGAUCAGCUCGAUCCUGGAGAAGAACCAGCGCGCGCUGCGAACGACGAGCGAUGCCUCGCGCGCGCGAGACAAGCUGGCGCGCACCCGACAGGCCGUCGCGACGGAGCGGAAACAGCUGCGCACGGCAUCCAGGCGGAAAGACGAGCUGCUCGCCAGCAUCCAGGCCCGCCGCGACGCCAUGGCACGCGGCCGCUCCAGCCAGGCCCGCACGCGGAGCCAUCUGCCCGACGCGCAGGGGAAGCUGGCGGUGAGUGUGCGGCUGCUGCACCAGACCACCGACGAGGCCAAGGGCCAGAUCCGACGCAUCUCGGAGGACCUGCUGGCGGUGUACCCCAUCGAGCCGAUCGCCGACCAGCCGCUGGUGUUCACGAUCGCGGGCUUGGCCCUGCCGAACUCGAACUUCAGCGACGUGAACGACCGCGAUGCCGUGGCCGCGGCGCUGGGCUGCACGGCGCACCUGGUUUACCUGCUGUCGUUCUACCUGUCCGUGCCGCUGCCGUACCCCAUCAACCCGUACCAGUCGACCUCGCUGAUCCAGGACCUCGUGUCGGCCGCCCUGCCGCAGCGCACGUACCCGCUGUACCCGGUCAACGUGCAGUACCGCUUCGAGUACGGCGUGUUUCUGCUGAACAAGGACAUCGAGUUCCUGCUGAACAAGCAGGGGCUGCGCGUGUUCGACAUCCGGCACACCCUUCCGAACCUGAAGUAUCUGCUGUACGUGCUGACUGCCGGGACGAGCGACAUCCCCGCCCGCAAGGCCGGGGGCAUCCGGGGCCUCCUCCCCGGCUCAGUGUCGGGGUCGCGGCGCGGGAGUGCGGACAGCGGCGCGACGACGGAGGCGCGGAGGGGGGCAGUUGGUAUCUUUUUUUCCCCCACGCAUAUGUGA